This is a messenger RNA of Miscanthus lutarioriparius, 324 nucleotides long. NCBI's taxonomy places the organism in Eukaryota, Viridiplantae, Streptophyta, Magnoliopsida, Poales, Poaceae. The record is from the annotation of a GenBank genome assembly.
AUGGCGGGAGAAGUAGCUGCCUUGCUCGCAUCCGGUUUCGUCAGCAUCGCCAAAGAUAAGCUGGGCUCUGCCAUCGCAGAGCAGGCCAGUUUGCUGUGGAACUUCGGCGUCGACCUGGAGGACAUGAUGGUUGUUUUUGAGACCAUCUCAGCUGUGCUGGAGGACGCCGAGAGGCGAUCAGUCAAGGAGAAACUGGUGCAGCUAUGGCUGAAGCGGCUCAAGGAUGUCGCCUUGGACAUCUCUGACCUGCUCGAAGACUACCAAGACACUAGCGACCAAGCAAACGCAAAGAUACACGGCGAACGCCGUGGUUGGAAAAUUUGA